This is a messenger RNA of Dovyalis caffra, 3042 nucleotides long. Lineage: Eukaryota; Viridiplantae; Streptophyta; Magnoliopsida; Malpighiales; Salicaceae. The record is from the annotation of a GenBank genome assembly.
AUGGAGUCUACAUUGGCUAUCUCGGCGACGACAUUGCCUCUCUUCACCAUAUCCAAAGCCCUUAACCGUCAUUUUAUCACUAACAACACUCGUUCCUUCCUCCGCCUCUCCUCGACUCAACUCGUCGCUCGCAGACUCAGUUCCAUCUACUCACACAACAACGACGCACUUACUUCUUCUGCUUCUUUGAAGGGCUUGUGCACUGUGGUUCCACUGCUACGCCAGCGUUCGCAGUGCGUUUCGAGCUCUGCGGCUUCUUUCGGGACCUCGUCCGGCGGAGGGGGCGGAGGAGGAGGCGGCGAGUUCGGCAGCGGCGGAGGGGGCGGUGGAUCGGAUGGUGGAGAUGCGGAGUCGAAAUCGGUUGCGGGAGUGGUGGGAGCGGAGGGGGUUUCGGUGCUGUCGUCGGAUGUUAUCAUACUCGAUGUUGGAGGAAUGACAUGCGGAGGAUGUGCAGCUAGUGUCAAGAGAAUACUUGAAAAUCAACCACAAGUAUCUUCUGCUAGCGUCAAUCUCACUACAGAGACUGCAAUAGUGUGGCCAGUAUCUGAAGCUAAAGUUGUACCCAACUGGCAGAAACAGCUCGGCGAGGCACUUGCAAAGCAUCUGACUAGUUGUGGUUUCACGUCUAACCUUCGAGAAUCAGUUGAUCAGUUACUUGGUCAUUUUUUUGGUGGCCAGAGAGAUAUGGGAAAUGUUUCUAUCAUCAGUGGGUCUGGGGUUCAGUUUAUGCUAAGAGAUGCAAGAGCUUCUGGAGGGGGAUAUCCUUAUAAGGAAGUACUAGUAAACUAUAAUAUGAUACUAUUGAGCAAACUGUUCUUUGAUGCAGGAAGAGAGGAUUUCUUCAAAAUUUUUGAAAAGAAAAUGGAUGAAAAGCGUGAUCGCCUAAAAGAAAGUGGUCGUCAGCUUGCUGUCUCUUGGGCUCUAUGUGCUGUAUGCCUCCUUGGUCAUGUUUCUCAUGUUUUUGCUGCUAAGGCUUCAUGGACCCAUGUGUUUCAUUCCACAGGAUUCCAUCUGUCUUUGUCUUUGUUUACAUUGCUUGGUCCUGGGCGUCAGCUUAUUCUCGAUGGUGUUAAAAGCCUUUUUAAGGGGGCUCCAAAUAUGAACACUUUAGUAGGUCUUGGGGCUUUAUCAUCAUUUUCUGUUAGCUCAUUAGCUGCAUUAAUACCAAAGCUGGGUUGGAAGGCAUUCCUUGAGGAACCGAUUAUGUUAAUAGCUUUUGUCUUGCUAGGAAGGAAUCUUGAACAGAGAGCUAAAAUUAAAGCAACCAGUGAUAUGACUGGACUUUUAAGUGUUUUACCUACAAAAGCUCGUCUUGUGGUCAAUGAUGAUGCAAAAGACCAGGGCUCAAUUGUUGAAGUUCCUUGCAGCAGCCUUUCUGUUGGAGACCAAAUUGUUGUUUUGCCUGGAGAUCGAGUUCCUGCAGAUGGAACAGUCAUAGCUGGUAGAAGCACAAUUGAUGAGUCGAGUUUCACAGGGGAGCCAUUGCCAGUAACCAAACUACCUGGGGGUCAAGUAUCAGCUGGAAGUAUAAACCUCAAUGGAACUCUUACAAUUGAAGUUAAAAGACCAGGGGGUGAGACUGCCAUGGGAGACAUUGUUCGUUUGGUGGAAGAAGCACAGAACAGGGAGGCUCCAGUACAACGUUUGGCUGACAAGGUGUCUGGGCACUUUACAUAUGGGGUAAUGGCCAUUUCAGCAGCUACAUUUAUGUUCUGGAGCAUGUUUGGGACACGUAUUCUACCUGCAGCUUUGAACCAAGCAAAUCCGAUGUCUCUAGCUCUACAGCUCUCUUGCAGUGUUUUGGUUGUUGCUUGUCCAUGUGCACUUGGCCUGGCCACACCUACUGCUGUACUGGUUGGAACUUCACUGGGAGCAACAAGAGGAUUGCUUUUGCGUGGAGGAAAUAUUCUGGAAAAGUUUUCAAUGGUGAAUUCUGUUGUGUUUGACAAAACAGGGACCCUAACAAUUGGCAGACCUGUUGUAACAAAGGUUGUUUCUCUUGGAGGCAUGAAAAUUACAGAUUCACAGUUAAUUAGUAUACUAAAUCCAAAUGCUACAUGGUCUGAAGAUGAAGUUUUGAAGUUAGCUGCUGCCGUGGAAUCAAAUACUAUUCAUCCGGUUGGAAAAGCCAUAGUAGAAGCUGCACAGGCUGCUAGUUGUCAGAAUGUGAAGGUGAUGGAUGGAACAUUCAUGGAGGAACCUGGGUCUGGUGCUGUAGCUACCAUUGAGAAUAAGGUGGUCUGUGUUGGAACACUAGAUUGGGUUCAAAGGCAUGGAAUUAAUGAGAAUCCAUUUCAAGAAGUGGAGGAUCUUCAGAAUCAGUCUGUUGUCUAUGUUGGAGUAGAUAAUACCCUUGCUGGACUUAUAUACUUUCAAGAUCAGAUUAGAGAAGAUGCUCAACAAGUUGUUCAUUCUUUGUCCUGUCAGGGAAUUGAUGUGUACAUGUUGUCUGGUGACAAAAAAAGCACUGCCGAGUAUGUUGCUUCGCUUGUUGGCAUUCCAAAAGAGAAGGUGUUGUCUGGAGUUAAGCCAGAUGAAAAGAAGAAGUUCAUCAGUGAACUGCAGAAGGACCAGAAGAUAGUAGCUAUGGUUGGUGAUGGAAUAAAUGAUGCAGCAGCCUUGGCUGAGUCACAUGUUGGAGUUGCCAUGGGAGAAGGUGUUGGAGCUGCCAGUGAGGUAUCCUCCAUCGUGCUGAUGGGUAACAGGUUGUCACAGGUGCUUGAUGCACUGGAGCUGAGCAGGCUAACCAUGAAAACUGUGAAGCAAAACCUUUGGUGGGCCUUUGCAUAUAACAUCGUUGGAAUUCCAAUUGCAGCUGGAGUGUUACUGCCAAUAACUGGGACCAUACUAACACCGUCAAUUGCAGGAGCUCUCAUGGGUUUGAGUUCUAUUGGAGUGAUGACAAAUUCAUUGCUCCUGAGAUUGAAAUUCUCCUCAAAGCAGAAAAAAGUCCAUGGAGCAUCUCCAAGCACCAAGAUUUGUUUGGAUUCUGUUCUUUUGGACCAGGAGAAAAUGAAACAACCUUGUUCUGAUUCUGGAUAA